UUGCGGCGCGAGUCGAUCGGCUGGGUGCUACGAAUUGUGAUUGAUCGUGUGACUCCCCUCCCCAACACCCGCGGCGACAGCGAAAGCGUGACCGUAUCUGACUGCCAGGCGGUCAGCAUGGAGGUAAGCGCGAUUCUCGACGCCGAAGUCACGUUCGAGCAUGCCUACACGCUGGAAGUGUCGUCUCCGGGGUUGGACCGGCCGUUGCGCCAACUGGAUGACUUCGUACGGUUCCGUGGCCGGCGCGUCAGGAUCGUGACUUCCGAGCCGAUUGACGGGCAGCGGUUCGUCUCGGGCCGUAUCGCUGCCGUGCAGGAGCGGACGAUUGUGAUCGACGACGGAACGACCACGCGGCUGGUUCCCGAGUCCGCAGUCAAACGGGCACGGCUUGAAGUCGAGUUUUGA
Geodia barretti is the source of this 405-nucleotide messenger RNA. The record is from the annotation of a GenBank genome assembly. NCBI's taxonomy places the organism in Eukaryota, Metazoa, Porifera, Demospongiae, Tetractinellida, Geodiidae.